Messenger RNA from Dunckerocampus dactyliophorus (ringed pipefish), 3912 nucleotides. It is a transcript of the gene dsg2l, whose product is annotated as desmoglein 2 like. Gene Ontology annotation, molecular function: calcium ion binding. The transcript has 16 exons. The record is from RefSeq and is a predicted model, not a curated record. Lineage: Eukaryota; Metazoa; Chordata; Actinopteri; Syngnathiformes; Syngnathidae. The coding region runs from base 629 to 3847 and encodes 1072 amino acids. Gene Ontology annotation, cellular component: desmosome; plasma membrane. Gene Ontology annotation, biological process: homophilic cell-cell adhesion.
GUAAAAAACCUGGCCGUCGGACGGAACAGUGACGGGUGUUAUAGCCGCCACUGACCCGUUGGACAAAACCGCGAAAUUGCGGUUGCUGGAAACGACGCCGUCACAGUCCGCGACGUUGACUACAACAGACAGAACAUUGGUGUAUCCGGUCUGGGGAAGCUUUCCCAGGUCUGCACAGAUGAAUGACCUCUGUAUGCCCCUCCUCUCCCUCUUGCAGCAGGAACACAGCUAGGCUCCUCACUUAGCACCGCAGGAAUGUGCACUAAAUGAAGCCUGGUGAGGGGGAGGCUCUGCUCUCACUCACUAUCUGGGAAAAAAAUGCUUGCACAAACGAAAAAAAGUUCAAGUGUUUGACUACACUGAGGGUCAUUCUCCUUCAGCAUGAACUGUCCUGAGAAAGAGAAGGCGUGAAAAUGCGUAGAGACUUUGCGCGAGCUACACAUACAGGAAAGCAGCAGCAACAGCGAGCCAUCAGAGGGAGGGACCGCCCGUUGCACUACAUGUUCUUCCUCCGAGCCCUGCGAAGGGUCAAAGUUUGCAACCAACAAUAUACAGAAAGUAGCGUCAAGAAAUCCAAUAGAAAGGAUUAGCAAUCUGAAGUCUGUUUUUUGUUGUCUCUUUCAAGACAAUGGCUCCGUUGCUGGGAUACACUCUUUUUGCUCUGCUGGCGUUCUGCUUUACGCUUGAGCCAGUGCAGGCAGAAGGAAAUGAGCUGCACAGGCAGAAGAGAGACUGGAUCCGGUAUCCGAGGCCUUUGAAGGAGAAUAAUGACUACACCGGAAUUGAAAUUGCUAGAAUUCGUUCAGAUAAAGAGAACUUCACAAAGAUCAUCUAUUCGCUCAGUGGGCCUGGUGUGGACAUGCCCCCUGUAAACAGAUUUUGGAUUGACCCCGCAACUGGCUCUGUGAAAGUCAAUACCAUUUUGGACCGAGAGGAGAUCGCCUUUUAUGAUUUAAAAGGAAUGGCAAAAUUAAUGGAUGGCACGACUGCUGAGAAGGAUUUAGACCUAAGAAUUGCUGUUCUGGAUGAAAAUGACUGCAUACCUGUAAUUAAAGCAGCCCAAGUGGGAUCUGUCAAUGAAUCUAGUGCCAUCGGCACGGUGGUCAUGAAGGUGAUUGCAACCGACGCUGAUGACGAGAACUCGAUCAACUCCAAGAUUGCCUACAGGAUUGUGGAGACAAGAAGCAGCGCCGGCAUGUUUUCCAUCAACUCUCAAAGUGGAGAGGUCUCGGUUCAACGGAACACCCUCGAUAGGGAGGCAAAAGAUACAUACAAGGUGAUUAUAAGUGCGUCUGACUUAAAUGGACAACCUAGAGGAAAUACAGGAACCGGAGCAAUUGAGAUCAAAAUCCUGGACAUAAAUGACAAUGUUCCCACUCUGGAAAAAGAAUCGUAUGAGGGCAGCGUGGAGGAGAACACCAUCAACGUAGAAGUCAUGCGGAUAAAGGCGGUGGACUUGGAUUUGAUUUACACUGACAACUGGCUGGCUGUUUUUGAAAUCAUCUCAGGAAACGAAGGAGGCUAUUUUACCAUCACUACGGACCCCAAGACCAACGAGGGACGUGUCAUGAUUCUGAGGGAGCUGGACUAUGAGGAAAUUAAGACGCUCAAUUUGGAAGUCGUCGUUUCCAACAAAGCAAAGUAUAAUUUUGGAAGCACAAGCACAGGUUCCAUAACUGUAAAAUCCUACCCCGUGAAGAUCAAUGUGGUCAAUCAGAAGGAGGGUCCUCGUUUCCAGCCCACUGUCAAAGUGGUGACUCUGUCCGAGGAUCACACAUCUAUUCAUAUAAACAAAGUCAUCACCACCUAUGCCGCCAUUGACAGUGACACACUACAGAUUGCGACCAACGUAAGGUAUGCUAAAAUCCGUGAUGAUGACAACUGGUUGAUCAUUGACGAAAAAACAGCUGAAAUUAGGCUGAAUAAACUACCUGAUCGAGAGUCCAAGUUCUUGAUCAAUGGAACAUAUUAUGCCAAAAUUAUAUGCAUUAGUAAUGAGCUUCAUUCAAAGACUGCUACAGGGACCAUUGCUAUUCAGGUGGAGGACUACAACGACCACUGCCCAAAAGUGACAGCGACAAGUCACACCAUGUGCUACGGUGAUAAUGUCAUCUAUGUCACCGCCGUGGACAAAGACGAAUUCCCCAAUUCGUCCCCGUUUGAGUUCACUGUGAUUUCCGGGAACGGCAAAGGGAGGUGGACAGUGGAGCAUCUUAAUGGCACAACAGCCCUUCUGCGAGACCAAGCCUUCCUGUGGCCAGGGUUUUACCAAGUGGCCGUAGAGGUCAAGGACCAGCAGGGAAAGUCAUGUGCCGACAUUCAGAUGCUCGACAUCACCGUGUGCACAUGCCAUGAAAGCACUAAAACCUGCCUGGACCGCAGCACAAAGCAUUCCAGUUUUAGUGUCGCAGGAAUUCUUCUUUUGCUGCUGGGCUUACUGCUGCUGCUGUUGGUGCCUCUCCUGCUGAUGUUCUGCCUGUGUGGAGGAGCUGGAGGAGACUUCAAAGCCAUUCCUUUUGAUACAAAACAGCAGCUCAUAUCCUACCACACUGAGGGCCAAGGAGAAGAUAGGGACGUUCCUCUUAUCCAUACACCAGAUGGUGGAACAGUGACUAUCACUAAAGACAUCAACACCUACGAAGGAAAAGGAUACCUUGGGGGACUGGCAGAAUUGGGAGGGGCUGCAGGCGGUGCAGUAGCCCUGAAUGCCCAUAAUAAUUCAUUUUUAACAAGUGAGAAUGUGCACCAGUACAACGAAUACAGCCAAUCUAAUGGGCAAGCAAGGAUGGGCUACAUAGACGGGGGGAUGAUGACUGGACAAGAACAGUACCGAGGUGGCCCCUAUGAUGGCUUGGCUCUGUCUGAUCACUUCUUGGAGGAAUACUAUUCAAGUAAAGCCAGCUAUGCUGCCCAGCAGUCCCAACAAAAGGACGCCGUGCUGGUCUACGACUACGAGGGCAAGGAGUCUCUGGCAGGUUCUGUAGGCUGCUGCAGCCUCUUGGAGAACGAUAACGACCUCUCAUUCCUCGAUGACCUUGGGCCUAAAUUUAAAACGCUCGCUGAGAUUUGCCAGGGGUCCACCGUGAUGGUGGAGUGUGGAAAAGAUGCUGUCUUUCCACCACCUGCCAGGCCAGUAUCUCCUGUCAGGCCCUCUCUUGACACCCAUGUCCAUACUCACACUGAAACCAUUAAGGGCAGAGAUCGUGUUCACAUUGACGGCAUCAGCACAUCCAAUGUAACAUCUGGAAUGUCCACCCUUGUCCAAGAGGGGCAGAUGUCCAGUACAGGCCAGGGGUCAGCCACACUCUCUAGGGUGCACGUCCAGGACAACAUUUUUAUACCCAAUCAACCCCUCGUGAUGCAACAGCCUGCAUUGUACUAUGCUGCCACACCCAUGUAUGUUGUGGAGCCCAAGCCCCAAAUGGUACUUGUUGCAGGACAGCAGGGAAUAGGUCAAGCUGGUCAGGUUGGACUAACACAAAGCCUGGUUCAAGUUAGUGGCCUGCAAGGGUCUCAAGGUAUGGUGCUGGUCGAUGGGCAAGCAGGGCAGGUGGCACAAGGAACCUUACCUAGACAAGUCCUGCUGGUAGAGAGCGGGUCUUCAGGUGAAGGUACACAGGUGGCCAUUGUCCAGACAGGUCAGGUAUCUAGUCAGCAAGGAUUGGAGGUCAGGGGUCAAAGUGUGCAGGCCAAGAGUUUUUCACUGGCUUCUCAAGAUUCCAGAGGGUCAAAGGAGGACUUUGUGCUAAAAGCCACACCCAAGUCCCAAGGCAGCCAGAGAGUUGUUGUUCAACGCAAAAAGGUCUCAGUCACAGAGAGGAAUAUAGAAUCUAGUUCUAGAGCUUAGAGGGAACAUUUGAAACAUAUGUGUGUGUGUGUGUGUGUGGGUGGGUGUGUGGGUGGGUGUGUGUG